Thrips palmi is the source of this 874-nucleotide messenger RNA. RefSeq names its product zinc finger protein 512B-like. The coding region runs from base 24 to 686 and encodes 220 amino acids. NCBI's taxonomy places the organism in Eukaryota, Metazoa, Arthropoda, Insecta, Thysanoptera, Thripidae. The record is from RefSeq and is a predicted model, not a curated record. The transcript is spliced from 3 exons.
CGUGGACACCUCCCUGCCUCAAGAUGAAGUUCCUGGUCUGUUUCCUCGUGGCCGUCGCGCUGGUGACGGUGCACGCCGAGGACGCCAAGAAGGCAGCGGAGAAGCCCAAGGGGAAGCGAGGACUGGACCUGGGUCUGGGGUACGGUCUGGGCGGCGCCGACCUCGGUCUGAGCGGCCUUAGUCUCGGACACGGCCUGGGCGUCAGCAGCCUGGGCACCGUCGGCACCCUCGGCCUGGCCAACCACGUCGUCUCCGAGCACGUCAGGACCGUCGCCGUCGACCGCCCCGUGCCCGUCGCCGUGCCCCAGCCCUACCCCGUCAUCAAGACCGUCGGUGUGCCCGUCAAGGUCCCUGUCGCCGUGCCCGUGGACCGCCCCGUGCCCUACCCCGUGAUCAAGCACGUCGCCGUGCCCGUCGACAGGCCCGUGGCCGUCCCCGUCGACCGCCCCGUGCCCGUGCACGUGCCCGUCCCCGUCAAGGUGCCCGUCGCCGUGCCCCAGCCCUACCCCGUGGUCAAGACCGUCGGCGUGCCCGUGGCCGUCGACAGGCCCGUCGCCGUGCCCCAGCCCUACGCCGUCCACGUCGACAGGCCCGUCGCCGUGCCCCACCCCGUGCCCGUGGUCGUCAAGAGCCACGGCCUGGACCUGAGCGGUCUGUCCCUCGGCCACGGCAUCAGCCACUACUAACUGCACCCGGGCCGCCUCUCCUCCUCCCCGAUUUCGAAUCUCGCGCGCUUUCCAACGCAGUUUGAAAUCAGGGACCAGAAGAGCCACCCCUUUACGACAUGUUAGGACAGUGCACCCCCUGUACAAAAUCAAAAACGCUGUAAAAAAAUGAUGUGCCAAAAUAAAUAAUGUUGUAAAUUAUUACAAAA